Messenger RNA from Cicer arietinum (chickpea), 845 nucleotides. Its product is annotated as photosystem I reaction center subunit N, chloroplastic. Gene Ontology annotation, biological process: photosynthesis. Gene Ontology annotation, cellular component: chloroplast photosystem I. Lineage: Eukaryota; Viridiplantae; Streptophyta; Magnoliopsida; Fabales; Fabaceae. The record is from RefSeq and is a predicted model, not a curated record.
CAAGAAUUGCCAAUAGGAGAUGAAGGCAAUCUCACCUUAUCCACACGCCAACCACAAUCUUUAAUUACAACCAUCAUCACACACCCUUCUUCCUUACAACUUAACUUCACUCUCAUCAUAUCACAGAACUACCAAUCCACAUGGCUGCAAUGAACUCAAGUGUAUUGGCUUGUACCUAUUCCAUAUCUGCUGCCGUUUCUUCUGACCUCAAUGCUAAGCUCAUUUCCGUUCCAUCAACAGGGGUCUCUGCUUCCAAGUUGCCUCUCAUCAAAGCUCAGCAACUCAGAAUUUCUGAAUCAAAAGAGUCUAGAGGAAGUGAUGGAAGGAGAAACGCUCUUGCUUUAUUGGCAGCUACCCUUUUCACAACUGCUGCUGCAGCCUCUAAUGCUAAUGCUGGUGUUAUUGAAGAUUACCUUGAAAAGAGCAAGGCCAACAAGGAAUUGAAUGACAAGAAGAGGUUAGCCACUAGUGGAGCAAACUUUGCAAGAGCAUAUACAGUGCAAUUUGGUACUUGCAAGUUCCCUGAGAAUUUCACUGGUUGCCAAGAUCUUGCUAAACAGAAGAAAGUACCAUUCAUUUCUGAAGAUUUGGAUAUUGAAUGCGAAGGGAAGGACAAAUACAAGUGUGGUUCUAAUGUUUUCUGGAAAUGGUGAAAAGUGACAACAUUUUCUUCCCUUAGUGUUGUUCUCUUUCAAAUGUAUCCAACUUCCCCUUGAUAAAAUACCAUAUUCUUCUGCAUUGUUGCUGUUAUUGGUUUUAAUUCAAAUGGUUAAAACAUGUGUAGAUUAGGCUUCUCUCCUUUACAUAAUUAAUCAAUGUUAAACUGCAUGUGGUUUGAAUUUUAA